Molecule: messenger RNA, 3646 nt
Organism: Drosophila obscura
Lineage: Eukaryota; Metazoa; Arthropoda; Insecta; Diptera; Drosophilidae
Product: embryonic polarity protein dorsal
Biological process (GO): non-canonical NF-kappaB signal transduction; regulation of DNA-templated transcription; inflammatory response
Cellular component (GO): cytoplasm
Molecular function (GO): DNA-binding transcription factor activity; DNA binding
Source: RefSeq, a predicted model, not a curated record
CAAACUUUUUGGUGGUCGGACGUGCUUGGCCGGAGCAAAUCAUUCGCUUUCCAUUAUUAUAACGCAUAUUGUGCAAGUCACACGCGUGUGUUUUAGUGUGUGUUUAUAUAUUAUAUAUAUACAAAUAUAUAUAUAUUUGUAGUUAGCUCUAUUCGAGUAUGUGUGAAUAAAUCAAUGUUCGCGACGGCUGCAUUGCUAAUAUAGCAAAUACCAACAACAACAACAACAACAAAGCACACUUGAAAGAUUGCGUUAGCAACUUUUUGUUGCUUCCAUUUUGUCCAUUCCGUGCCCAUAUCUCUCCACCAGCCUGAAGACAACAACAACAGAAAAUAAAUAAAAAUUUGGCGCGCAGUGAACCCAGUGAUAAGACCGCCGUAAACAAAAUAUACACAAGAAUAAUUAAAAUUUUAAUCAUUUACACGUGUCACAAGGAGUGAUAAUUCGAUUACGCUACAUAACGCCAAAGUGCAUUCAGAUCAGCGUCAAAUAAACCAACAAAAAACAAAAAUUAACACACUUCGAAGGCAAUAAUAUUUGUGACAGGUGCAACAACCAACAACCAACAACAUCAACAUAUAAUCCGUAAAAGGCAAUCAACAGCAGCAUCCAAUGGCUGAGGAGGAGUUCUUUGGCGAUUUAGACGACAUUAUCAAUAUGGACGUGAACGGCGGCGGCGGCGCUGGAGGCGGAAGAACGACUGUGAAUAUGCAGCAGGUAUUUCAUCAGUCGACGUCCCUGCCGGUGAUGCCAUCGCCCAUGCCGCUGGGCCAGCUGCAGACACACCAGACACACCAGACACCGCUGACACCACCCAAGACCAGGACAACAGCCAAGGCCAGCGUAAAGACGGGUCCACACCUGCGCAUCAUCGAGGAGCCAACGAACAACAUAAUCCGGUUUCGGUACAAGUGCGAGGGCCGCACGGCGGGCUCCAUACCGGGCAUGAGCAGCAGCGCAGAGAGGGGCAAGACCUUCCCCACCAUCGAGGUGUGCGACUACAGUGGCCCCGUCACCGUUGUCGUGUCGUGCGUGACCAGCGACGAGCCGUACCGCCAGCAUCCGCACUGGCUGGUCAGCAAGGAGGAGGCCGACUCGUGCAAGUCGGGCGUGUACAGCAAGCGGCUGCCGCCGGAGGAGCGGCGUCUGGUGCUGCAGAAGGUGGGCAUACAGUGUGCCAAGAAGCUGGAGAUGCGCGACUCGCUGCUGGAGCGCGAGCGCAAGAAUGUGGAUCCCUUUUUGGCCAAAUUCGAUCACAAGGACCAAGUCGACAAGAUCAAUCGGUACGAGCUGCGGCUGUGCUAUCAGGCAUUCAUCAAAGUGGGCGGCACACGCGUCGCCCUCGAUCCGAUUGUGUCCUCGCCGAUAUACGGCAAGAGCAACGAGCUGAUGAUCAGCCGUCUGUGCAGCUGCUCGGCGAAGGUGAGUGGCGGCGAUGAGAUCAUUAUGCUCUGCGAGAAGAUAUCCAAGGAUGACAUCGAGAUACGCUUCUACGAGACGGACGACGAUGGCCGGGAGCUGUGGCACGCCAACGGAGAGUUCCAGCCGACGGACGUGUUCAAGCAGAUGGCCAUUACGUUCAAGACGCCGCGUUACAGGAAUACAGAGAUUACACAGAGUGUCUAUGUGGAACUGAAGCUGGUGCGACCCUCGGAUGGUGCGACGAGUGCCCCGCUGCAGUUCGAGUACUUCCCGAAUCCAGGUAUAGUAACCUUUGCCCGGCUGCAGCGCAAGCUGAAGCGCAAGCAGGAGAUGGACGUGUUCCAGCAGAUUUUGUCCCUAGAUAGCGAAACGACAGCCACCAAGUACUCGUGUCCGCCGCUCGAUCUCAACGAGGACGAGAACAACACCGUCUCAUCGGAUGAUCAGCCCAGUUCGGGCACCCUCAAUGACUUUGAGAUUGCGGUGAAGAAGCAACUGAUGCACCUGCAGCACCGUGGCGAGUCCCAUGAUGCCGAUGGCAACACCAUGACGGAGUACACGGACAACGACAACGAACCGGACAUGGAGAUUGAGCUGGAGGUGCCGCAGCUGUUGCCGCAGCUGGCCGAUGACUGCACCCAGACGUCGACGCCCAUGGAGGAGAUACUGCAGCAUCCGCAGCUGCAGACGCGACCGCUCAACAAUGUGGACAAGAUCACCGAGUGGAUGAAGAGCAGCGAAUUCGAGCGCACGGACAGCCUCACCGUGGAGAACGGCGACACGCCCACCAUGUCCAACAGCACCGCCCAGACGGCCUUCACCAAUGUCAGCAGCCUGACGGCCAAUACGACCAUCACGAAUCAGCUGGAUGGCGAUGGGGAUGGGGAUGAGGAGGGUGCGGGCUCACGCAGGGAUACACUAGAGAAUCCAGCACUCAAGGAGCUGCCAGAGGAUGGGGAGAGGGAACCCGAACUAGCCUCGGCCAGCGCCCAGGCCUCGGUGGAUCUCGAUGAGAACUUUGAUGAGACGGCCACGUACACGAGCCUGCAGAUAGCCUUCAACAAUCCCGUGGACAUACCCAGGAACUCGGGCGCGGCCUCCCUCCGCCUCCAGCAGAUAUACGCCGCGACCAAUCCCUUCAGCCAGAUGGACGAGGACGAGCUGGUGGUGCUGACGAAUCCCCCCGCGCCGCGGAUCAAAGUGAACGCGGCCCUGACACCGGCCACGCCGCCGUCGCCGACACUGCCGCAGCUGCCGCCGCGCACACCCUCGCCGGAUCCCGAUCACCGUCUGCCGCCGCUGCCACCAAAGCCACAGAGGAACUCGCAGGAUCUGAGCAUCGUGAGCGACGGAUCGAUCAAUCGGUCGCGCAACGGCAGCCUCAGCUCCGCCAGGACCACGCCCUCGCCCAUCAUCAUAAUGCGCACGCCCGACCAGAGCCCCACCAAGCGGCAGCCGACAUCGACGCCGAGUGCCUCGCCCAAGAAGCGGCAGGGAUUCUUCUCGCGCUUCUUCUCGCGCCGCAAGAGCCGGGCCGACGAGGAGGAGGGAUGCCUCACAGUGGGCGCCAGUCCCAGCAAGCAGCCGGGCGGCUCCUCCAGGGCCACCACGCCCACGCCCACGGGCAGCCGGGAGCCGAGUGUGGCGCACUUUGCGCUGGGCGAUCCCAAUCGCAGCUCCAGCCGCUCCAUGCAGCCGCCGAGCAACUGCAGCAACAGCAGCAACAGCGCCGCUGGUCGCAAUGGCCGUCCCGUGGGCCGCAGCUCGAGCAGUGUGUCGGGCAAGCGACCCGCCUACCUGGAUGCCGAUGUCAUCCACAUACCGCUGAAGGGCGGCGACAGCGAGAACAGCCUGCUGCGGCCCGAGAGCUACUCGACGGCCAGCACCCUCAGCUACGGUCGGCCGCUGGACCGCAAGACCCUCAGCACACUGCAGCUGGCCGACAUACCCAUCAGCGACGGCAACAUGGAACUGGUGGCCAUUGCCGAUCGCCAGAGCAUCCGCAACUUGUGCGAGGGCGCCUACGGCGUUGUGCUCGACCCCAGCGUGGAUCUGUCCGAGGCGGAGCACUUUGCGCUCUACACCAGCAAGUCCCCGGAGCCGCCAUUCGGCGGGGAACAGUCCGGUGCUGCGGAUGGUCCUGGUGGGGCGGAGGCAACGGAUUUCCUCACCGCUGAUGAGAUAGCGCGACGUCUGGCCGAGGCCAAUGGCCUGCAGUGAAGCG